CUGCGCGAGUAGGGGGAAGGAGGAGGGGCGAGGUGACGCAGGCGUAAUAAUAGAGAAGGUGCCAGAAAGAUUCAAAACAAGUGGCUGCGGCUGUCGCCCAGGAGUCGUUAGACGCCGGAAUUCGGUGAGGAUCUAGAGAAGCUUAAGGGUGAUUGGCGGCAGGCCCUGGUUCUGAUCUUGUUCCGCACGCCCCUCCCCUGGAUAUGGCGUUGUCCGGGCCGACCCCAGCCCCGAGCUGGGAGGAGGAUGAGUGCUUGGACUACUACGGAAUGCUGUCGCUUCACCGUAUGUUCGAGGUGGUGGGCGGGCAACUGACCGAGUGCGAGCUGGAGCUGCUGGCCUUCCUGCUGGACGAGGUCCCCGGCGCCGCCGGCGGCCUGGCGCGUGCCCGCAGCGGCCUGGAGCUGCUGAUGGAGCUGGAGCGCCGCGGGCAGUGCGACGAGAGCAACCUGCGACUGCUGGGGCAACUCCUGCGAGUGCUGGCUCGUCAUGACUUGCUGCCACACCUGGCGCGUAAGCGGCGUCGGCCAGUGUCUCCAGAACGCUACAACUAUGGCACAUCCAGCUCUUCAAAGAGGACGGAGGGCAGCUGCCGCCGCCGUCGGCGAUCAAGCAGUUCUUCAAAUGCCCGGCAGGGUCAGUGGGAGACAGGUUCUCCCCCAACUAAGCGGCAGCGGCGGAGUCGAGGCCGUCCCAGUAGUGGUGCCAGACGGCGGCGGAGAGGGGGUCCAGUCAACCCCCAGCAGCAGCAGGAGUCAGCCAGGCCCACCUCAGAAGGCAAAGUGACUUGUGACAUCCGGCUGAGGGUGCGAGCGGAGUACUGCGAACAUGGGCCAGCCUUGGAGCAGGGUGUGGCAUCCCGGCGGCCCCAGGCGCUGGCACGGCAGCUGGACGUGUUUGGGCAGGCCACUGCGGUCCUGCGCUCACGGGACCUGGGCUCUGUGGUCUGUGACAUCAAGUUCUCGGAGCUCUCCUAUCUGGACGCCUUCUGGGGUGACUACCUGAGUGGUGCCCUGCUGCAGGCCCUGCGGGGCGUGUUCCUGACUGAGGCUCUGCGUGAGGCCGUGGGCCGGGAGGCUGUCCGACUGCUGGUCAGUGUGGACGAGGCCGACUACGAGGCUGGCCGGCGCCGCCUGCUGCUGAUGGAGGAGGAGGGGGGACGGCGCCCAACUGAGGCCUCCUGAUCCUGGAUCUGGCAGGACUGACCCCUCCUCCUAGCUUCUGGGCUACCUUCUCCUCUGGAGGAUGAUGACCAUCUCUACCCCUAAAUGACUGUCACUCCAGCAGCUCGGAGGACUGCGACAGCCAGGCCCCUUGACAUCCUGGACCCUUGACAGGCCCUCCCACAGGAUGUGGGUGCUGAGGCCUAAACCACUUCCAGCUGAGUUUCCUUCCCAACUCUCCCCCUCCACCCCCAGGUGUGUUCCCUCAGCUUCAGGAAGCUGGGGGCUCAGGCAUGCUGAUCCAAAAGGAAGAGAAGCAUAGCCACACAUUCACCAAAGGCCCCUUGCACAUGUUUCCCUGACCCAGGGCUGUGUGUGCACACACACUGGCCCCCUCUGAAACGUCCCCUGGGCUCCUGCCCUGGCCCGCUCCACUUUGGCCUAAGGGCUUUUCUCUCAGGAUCUCUGAUUAUACUGCCCCCAACCCUGGGCUUCAGCCGCAGCAGUGGGCAUGGAGCUGGGGUGCACCCGGGGCAUGCUCACCUUGCCCACACAUCUCUACAGCCAGCCAGGGCUCUGCCCAGCUUCCACACACAGACCUGGCUCUCCACCUUCUCCUGGAGGCUGGACAGACUUGUACACAGAUCUGCACCCAGAAUGUCACACAUGUGUUGCGGCAGCAGCAGACCAAAUGAGCUGUGUCCCAGGGGCCAGGACCAGACACCAACUUUCUUCUUAGAAAGGGAAGGCAGAGGCAUGGGGCUGAUGGGAAAGGCCUUUUACAAAUGGCUCCAAUAAAACUGCCCUGGAUGGGGCAUAGGUGGGCA
Camelus dromedarius (Arabian camel) is the source of this 1990-nucleotide messenger RNA. RefSeq names its product death effector domain containing 2 (gene DEDD2). Gene Ontology annotation, cellular component: nucleolus. Gene Ontology annotation, molecular function: DNA binding; protein binding. NCBI's taxonomy places the organism in Eukaryota, Metazoa, Chordata, Mammalia, Artiodactyla, Camelidae. The coding region runs from base 204 to 1184 and encodes 326 amino acids. Gene Ontology annotation, biological process: apoptotic process; regulation of apoptotic process; extrinsic apoptotic signaling pathway via death domain receptors. The transcript has 5 exons. The record is from RefSeq and is a predicted model, not a curated record.